GUAAGACAGGCAAAGAGUGGGGAGGGGAAACAGAGCCACGGAGAAGUGAAGUGACUUGCCUAAGGUUACAAAAUGGAGCAGUGACAGAGCCCAGGUCUACUAAGGCCUAGUCUAUCACCUCCCAUUAUAAAUACAAAUGCUUAUACUUUAGUUUGGACUUAAUGAUUUCCUGUGCUUGUUCUUUUAAGACUUUCUACAGGCUUGCUUUGGAUAUCGUGGUCAUGAACAGGGUGUGCAAGAUAUUCCGGAAGGGACUGAUCGGGUUCAGGGGAUUUCAGUUCAUUGAUAUGACUGCCCAGGAAUCCCUGACCUUUGGUAUGGAAGAAGACAAGAAAUAUACCAAACUGUCCUUCGACCACAAUGAAUUCAAGAUCAGAAAGGAUCACUUUCCUCUCAGGGCAAUCCAGAUAACCAAGAAGAAACCAGAAUGGAGAACUGAGAAGGAAAUAAAGCUGUUACGAAGCUGGUUGCAGUUUGUGGAAAGCUACCAAAAAUAUAGCCUGAAUCUGCAGCUGCUUCUGGCUAAAGUGAUUCGCUUUGAACGGUUUGGACGCAGGAGAGUCAUCAUAAAGAAGGGGCACUGUGGCAACAGUUUCUACUUCAUCUACUUUGGUACUGUGGCCAUUACUGAAGAUGAGGAUGGGAGCAGUGCCUUUACGGACCCAGAUCCAACUUUGCUUCGGAAAGGUGCUGGAUUUGGAGAAGUUGCUCUUUUAAAGGACAGGCGGAGAAUUGCUACAGUUGUCUGUAUGGAGGAAACAGAACUAUUGGUAGUGGAUAAAGAGGACUUUUUUGCUAAUAAAUUAGAUGAGGAGCUUCAGAAAGAAUUUCAGUAUCGUUUCAGCUUCUUCAAAGGUCUGGAUCUCUUUGCAACAUGGCCUGAUUACUCAGUAGAGAAAAUUGCUAAUUACUGCAAAGCAGAGAAAUUUCACUAUGGACAAGUGGUAGUCCGGGACAUCACGGAGUCAGCCAGCAUAAUAUUCAUUACUCAGGGGAAAUGUGAAGUUUUACGUCUGGUUGAUCUCACCACUUGCCCAUCCUAUCACAAGUGGAUCAGUCAGCAAAUGGAUUUUCCCAAACCCAGUCCUUAUUACUCUAUGGAGACAGGCAUCACAGGCAGAAAAAGAUUCAAUGAUUUUAUGUGGAAGUCCUUUCCUGUGCAGGAUCUGAGUAAUCUGAAAUCACUGUAUGUCCCACCUGUUAAUCAUCAGAAGGAUGAAAUUUUUGAAAGGCAAUACCUGGUUUUAAAUAGGAAAUAUAAAAAUGCACACACAAAGCUGGAGAAACAGGACAGAGGUGACAGCAGAAGAUAUGAUGAUUUCAGUGAAGAUGAGAAAGAAGUCAUUCAGAAAGAAAUAUCAGGGUUGUUCCGGAAGAAGCUAACUGUUCUCACACCACAUGGAGAAAUAUCCACUGCUGUUGCCACAGCAAUUUACACUAGGAUCAAUGAAGUGCAUAAAGGGGAACUCCUGGGGAUAAGCCAGCAUCUUCUACCUGAAGAUAAGCAAGAUGAUCGGAGCAUGGUUUUGGUCAGUCAGGGAGCUGAGGUCAUUCGGUUGAAAAAGGAGAAGUUUGAGGAAUUAGCAGAUCAUACAACAAUAAUGAAAUUACACAAAUUACAGCCGAAGUAUCCCAGUGACAAUGAGCUGUGUCAAAGCUUUCUGGAACAGAACCACUGGAAAAUAUUUAAGAAAGACCUGAUAAAUCUUUUCCUGGAGAGAAAACUCACAAUGAUGGCAAGUUCUCAACAUGUGAAGGCCAAGAAAGAUAUCUAUAGUUCCUGGAGCAUGAAUAAAGCAGGUAUUCUAGACCUGACCACUACCCACCAUCAUCUUCCAACAGGCACUCAAGGACUACAGCAUGGCUACGUCCCUGUCCACAUAGGACAGGGAAAGGAUUCUGAGGGCCUGCCAAAUAUUGAGCUAAGAUUGAUUCAUGGUAUUGCUGUACCACGGCCUAGUUUGAAAGGAUUGUUCUAGUGAGUUUGAGGAAAUCAGGCCAAUGGGUUCAACAGCAUAGAUGCAGCUUGAGAAGCCCAAAAGUGAAACUGCAAAUUUUUUAUUUGAAUGUUAGAAAAAUACUUGAAUUUUAAAGAAAAGUAGUUUUCACCCAAUUUCUAUGCAACAAGUAAAUCUUCCUGCCUGAUUUCUGCUGUGAACUCUGAAGUAAACUUAUUUUUCACUGUGGUAAUCUAAUUUCUAUUAGUUUUGAGAAGGAAACCUGUUUUCACCAUUUCGUUGUUCUCCGCAAGAUGGAUAUUUUUAUAUAAGGUUAAGAUUUUCUGUUAUUUAUAUUUGAUCCUAAGAUACCUUCACAUUCUAAACAAUAUAUUUAAUACAAAUAGAAACUGAACAAAGAUUUUAACAUGUCUCUGAGUUGAUCAGGAAGCCAUGUGUAGUUUAAAGUGUUCAUUGACUACUGCUGUAGUUUUUGUUGUGCUUCAGUAUGUUUGGGAUGCUGAUAAUAUGGCUUAAAGUUUAGACUGUUAAAAUGUGCUUCACACAGUCUUACGUGUUUGAGUUUCCAACACUG
Messenger RNA from Chelonoidis abingdonii (Abingdon island giant tortoise), 2532 nucleotides. RefSeq names its product cyclic nucleotide binding domain containing 2 (gene CNBD2). Gene Ontology annotation, molecular function: cAMP binding. The record is from RefSeq and is a predicted model, not a curated record. NCBI's taxonomy places the organism in Eukaryota, Metazoa, Chordata, Testudines, Testudinidae. Gene Ontology annotation, biological process: spermatogenesis.